UCUGGAAAUUAAUAUUUAAAAACAGCCGAGGACGCAGGGGAAGGUGGGGGCAGAGGCGAGGCAGGACGCACAGCACGCACGCAGGAGAAGACAGAGCCCACCGGGAGCGCGAGCGGCGGCAGCACCGCCGGCGGCCGAUGUGACCCGGACCCGCGCGCCCUCGCCGCUCCGCCCGCCACCUCGAUGUGGUGUCCGCCGCGCUCUCGCCCGCAUCACCAUGAACGCGCAGCUGACCAUGGAGGCGAUCGGCGAGCUGCACGCGGUGAGCCACGAGCCGGUGCCCGCCCCUGCUGACCUGCUGGGCGGCAGUCCCCACGCGCGCGGCUCCGUGGCGCACCGCGGCGGCCACCUGGCCCCCGCGCACCCGCGCUCGCUGGGCAUGGCCACCCUGCUGGACGGCGGCGGCGGCGGCGACUACCACCACCACCCCCGCGGCCCCGAGCACAGCCUGGCCGGGCCCCUGCACCCCACCAUGACCAUGGCCUGCGAGACUCCGCCAGGUAUGAGCAUGCCCACCACCUACACCACGCUCACGCCGCUGCAGCCGCUGCCGCCCAUCUCCACCGUGUCGGACAAGUUCCCCCACCAUCACCACCACCACCAUCACCACCACCACCACCCCCCGCACCACCACCAGCGCCUGGCGGGCAACGUGAGCGGCAGCUUCACCCUCAUGCGCGACGAGCGCGGGCUGGCCUCCAUGAACAACCUCUACACCCCCUACCACAAGGACGUGGCCGGCAUGGGCCAGAGCCUCUCGCCCCUCUCCGGCUCCGGCCUGGGCGGCAUCCACAACUCCCAGCAAGGGCUCCCCCACUACGCCCACCCGGGCGCCGCCAUGCCCGCCGACAAGAUGCUCACCCCCAACGGCUUCGAAGCCCACCACCCGGCCAUGCUCGGCCGCCACGGGGAGCAGCACCUCACGCCCACCUCGGCCGGCAUGGUGCCCAUCAACGGCCUCCCUCCGCACCACCCCCACGCCCACCUGAACGCCCAGGGCCACGGACAGCUCCUGGGCACGGCCCGGGAGCCCAACCCCUCGGUGACCGGCACGCAAGUCAGCAAUGGAAGUAAUUCAGGGCAGAUGGAAGAGAUCAAUACCAAAGAGGUGGCGCAGCGCAUCACCACCGAGCUCAAACGCUACAGCAUUCCCCAGGCCAUCUUCGCUCAGAGGGUGCUCUGCCGCUCCCAGGGGACCCUCUCGGACCUGCUGCGCAACCCCAAACCCUGGAGCAAGCUCAAGUCCGGCCGGGAGACCUUCCGGAGGAUGUGGAAGUGGCUGCAGGAGCCCGAGUUCCAGCGCAUGUCGGCGCUCCGCUUAGCAGCGUGCAAGAGGAAAGAGCAGGAGCACGGGAAGGAUCGAGGCAACACGCCGAAAAAGCCCAGGCUGGUCUUCACCGACGUCCAGCGCCGAACUCUGCACGCGAUAUUCAAGGAGAACAAGCGUCCGUCCAAGGAGCUGCAGAUCACCAUCUCCCAGCAGCUGGGGCUGGAGCUCAGCACCGUGAGCAACUUCUUCAUGAAUGCGCGGCGGCGGAGUCUGGACAAAUGGCAGGACGAGGCCAGCGCCGCCUCCGGGGGCUCCUCCUCCUCCAGCGCCUGCACCAAAGCUUGACGGGAGCCAGGGACUCGAACCUCGGUGGAAAAGCUUUAAAUUUAAGAGAGAAGAUUUUUAAGGACCAGGACCUCCAGAUAGCAGGUUUAUACUCAGAAAUAUUUGAAGAAGAAAAGCGAUAUUUAUAGUCCAAAGAAACCAAAGACGUAGCUCACCUGACUCUGCUCGGAGACACACACUUCGGCGGGCGACAGUGUGGCACGAGAAGGCGGGCAGGGUCGCCGAGCCCCUCGCACCCGCAGCCCCGGCUGUCGCCGCACGCACACGGCCACAGAGCGGCCCGGAGCAUCUGGGUUCCGGGCCGCCCGGUGGACCUCGUUAGGACCGGACCUUCUCGUCUGGUCCCCCACGCCGCAAAGGUGUCUGGUGUCGCGGUACUGUGUGCAGGUGUGCACGCGUGUCCACACUCUUGCACGCACGCACGCCGCUGUGAUGGGGACUCAGGCAGGGCCGGUGGUCAGGAAGGGGCCGGUGGACCGGGAGUGACAUCACCCGCUGGGCAGCAGUGCGCGGAACCUGCCGGACCACCGCCCGGCCCCGGAUUCAGACCCACCCAACACUUGAACAGCACCCAAACCAGUGCAUUCUCUUUGUUUGUUAAGGAGUGUUCAGAUAUUUUUUAAGAAAUGAAACAAGAGUCCAUCCAUAAAAAAAAAAAAUCACCUAGGUACCAAAGAACACACUUAAUAUUAUAGUGCAGGUAUUUUAUUGCAACGAUUUUAAUAACCAAAGCUAUUUUUACACAAGAUACUAUGUAAAGUUAUACGUAUGAACUGAUCUAGCUUAACACACAUACCACGUAGAUUCACGAUUAUAAUUUAUGAUUCUUGAGGCAUUUGAAAUAGGAGUUUUCAGAACUGGCAAGAAAGAAUGUAGCUUCAGUGAACCGGAGACCUCCAUGGCAGAGAGCCUGAUGCAGCUGGCCGCUUACACAUGUCACCUGCUUAGCAUGUUGCAGUCCUCUUUUCACGACCAAGAAAACCCGGGGUACUUCCAAAGCAGGAACCCACUCAUACGCAAGAGAUCUGUCUAACAAGGCAGGUAACUGAAUUAGAGAAUUUGUUCAGAAUGAUGCUUUAUAGCAAAAGACCAACCAAUAAGAAUUUACAUUAGUUUCACUCAAAUUUGUUUUAUGUACUUGGCACCAGAUGCCUUUUAAAAAUAUUUUGCAAACAUGGAGUGACCAGAUCAAUAUUACUGUUAAAAUUAAUUGUCUGAGUCAGGCACAGUAGCAUGUGCCUGUAGUCCAACCUAUUCAGGAGGCUGAGGCAGGAAGACCAUUUGGGCCCAAGAGUUCAAGAUCUUCCCGUGCAACCUAGAGAAGAGACCCAAUCUCAAAUUAAAUUAAAUUAAAUUAGUUGUCCAGUAUUUUGUAACCAUCCUAAAAAGUAAUGAAACAGAUUUAUUGCCAAUCCCAGGCACUGACUAGAACAUCUGUAAAACAGCAGGUGCUAACAAGAACUGGUCAGCCGGUGGAACUGCAUGGAAAAAGCCAGAUUUUGGGGCACAUAAGCCCUUUGGUUCCAUCAACAAUGAAGCAGUUUACUCCACUCAGCACAGCCUCUGAAGCCUACUGCAUUCUUUCUUGCUGCUCGACAAAGCUGGAAAUUUUAUAACACAGAUUCCACUCUAACAGAGACAGAUAAAAAGCUAGACCUGAGCUCCCAAAUAUGAAGUUUUAAAUUUCUGUUUCUUCAUAUCACUCACGUGGGGGAGUGGUCUAUACAUCAAGGCAAAAGAAAAAAUCUGGCCCUAGUGGUACCCAGUGAGUCACUCGAUUCCCACAGGCUCUCCGCAAUCAGCUGAAUCACACAUGCGACACUCUCAGACAGUGAUCAGACCUAACUGGAACUAGAAAACUAAAAGUUCUAACUCAGUAAGGUGCUUACUGAGAUUCAGUAAAAUGCCAAAGCAAAAACACGAAAUCACUUCGACACAAAGCCUAGCUCCUGAAGGUCAGAUCUCCACAUCCACCUAGGUGCACGCGGGCGGGGCCGGAGAGGUGUCAGGAAUCCGACAAGCCGGCCCUGUCCUUGCUUCUGGAGGAAGCAACACCUGCUUCUCCUUGCUUGCCCUGACAUGUAGGAGUUGGUCUUCAUAUUUUUUUUAUUUCAUCCAAGUCUCCAGCUAAAAUUUUCCCCUUCUAAAUAUGGCACAAUUCUAGUUCAGCUAUUAAUAGGCUGUUCCAAAGACCUCCUUUCAAGAUUUCCUAAAAAUAGAAUCUUAUCAAUGACGUAACAGAAAGGAAAACGUGACUUGUUUUCUCGGAAUGGAGAGAGCUGGGAGUAUAGCUGCAUAAUGUAUUUAUAACUUCGGAGAGAGGAAAGCCUUAUUUAUUUAAAAUAUGAGAAUAUCACAUCCAGGGAAAUUCAAACUGUGUCUACACACACAAUGUACCUGAUUUCACCACCCCAGGAAAAACAAAAACUGAUUUCAAACGCCCUCCAUUUGUUUUUAUUAGAUUCUCCCCGAAUUAAUUCAAUCACAUUAUUUUCAGCCAAUGAUUUUGGUGCUGGGUAGGUACAGUCUAAAGGAGUAGUACUACAUUUUAAAUACCCUACCAUAAUUUUUUUUUAAAAAACCAGUUACCCUGCUUGCUAACACCAAAGAUGAUUUUCAUACCGGCAUUGAAUUUGCACCCUUUACACAAUUUCAGGGCCUAGAAAUAUAUUUUCUCACAGACAGAGGCACAACUCAGAGCCUGGACCCGUCUUUUUACUUGACUACACAGACUCCCAAGCUUUGCUUUGUUGAAAUCAUAGUGGGCAGAUUCAGCCCCACACAAGCAAUACACCACUGCUUCUGAACUGGCUUCCGUCCCCAGAAGCGGCUCCGUGUACCGUUUAUUUCAGCUCCUGUUCUUUAAUCUCCCACAUACAGCAGCCAGAUCAUGGGUUUAUCUGUUCACUCAUUCAAUCAAGGAGCAGAAUUCAUCGUAGAAAGGAACUUCACUCGUUCAGUUACACGGCUGUUAAUUACAAAACAGCACUUCGAAUCUCUCUUUUUGGUAGAAUGGAAGUUAGUGUGUUUUUGCCAUAACCCAUUCAGGUCUUCUCCUGACAGGAAGCUUACCUGAAAGAGGGCCAGGAGGGGUGAUGUCCGGACACCCUAAAAGUCUGGACUUCAGGAGGAGAUCAGGUGGAGAUCUGGGUAUCAGGAACUGGGAAUCUCGGUCCCUGGCAUAGACCCCAUAGACGAAAGAAAAUGUGUGUGGACGUGUGGAAGUCCUGGCUGAGGUGUCGCCCGCUCAUGGCACCCCCAGAAAAGCCUGGUGUUUUUCCAGGACCACAGAAAGCUGUGCUAUGUUCGGACUCCCUCCACUCCUGCGCCACCCCCCGAAGACAGGUCUUUGCAGGUUAAAUGCAAACCGCUAUACCAAAGAGUCUUAGGACAUUUUCCCAUGUGCUCUAGGGGCAUUUUCCCUAAAACCUGUUCCCCCCUUCUUUGUACAUAAAGGAUGAAAUCUAUGCAUUUAGCAAACAAAGAGAAAGCACUUCUCCCUUUUCUAUCUAGUUGUUUAGGGUGCAUUCAAAUGCCAGAGGCUGUUCUGAGACGCAUUGGGCCUUCUGGAUAUUACUGUGGUGUGGUUAGCUUUACCUACAUCUGGUAACUAUUUCCUAAAUAGUCAAAGGACAAAGAAGCAGAAGGUAAGAAAUAGCUACUUCCAUGUGUUAAAAAAAAAAAAUGUAAAGAUCUACUAUUUAUAGUGUGAACCAAAGACGCUACCUCACUCGAUUUCCAUUGGUGAUUUUAAUCACAUUGAUGAUACCAAAGAAUACCAAAGAUAUUUUCGUGCACGGCCUCGUCUGCAGAGGGACCUCCACCCUGUCCCGUCCUGUCCUGCCCCAUCCGUACCUCCCGCCCCCUCUCACUCAGUGUACAACUCGACUUCAUUCUGAAUAAUGAUACAAUAACAACAACACCGUUAGGAAACACUACUCUUACGACUGCUAGUUCUUCUUAUAAAUCUCUAGCAAAUACGUCGCAAACUUUGUAACUCCUAGGAUGAGUGCCUUGCUUGAACCAAAGUGUUAAACCGCUGUUAACCUCUCUCUCCUUAUACUCUUUGAAUACCUCAGCCUCUUAGAAAGGCCACUAAUGAAAAAAAAAGGAAUAAUUAUUCACCGUGGUGCUUUUUCCAUGCAACCAUGCAAUGAAACUUGCUUUGAUACCAAAGGAUGACUUCCCCACCCAGAGCUUUGCUGAUAACUCAGAGCUCCUCCUCCUGUCCCCGCCCGGUCCUCCGUCCCUGGUCCCUCACCAGGCGAGCCGUGUGUCACCUUUACCAAUUCCUCCAAAUACCUCAUAGUAAUAAAGUCUAGGGUUACGUUGUAUAGAGAGUCUAUGUGAUAAGGCAGAACUUACUAGUUUGAUAACUGUUAAGGUUACUUUUAAGAAAAACUUUAUAAUUCUUAUUUAUUUUGUAGUUUGUAUGUUCGAGAUGUUCCCUCCCCUCCUCCCUUGGUUUGGGGUUUAUUUUCUCGGGAGAACUGCUCAAGGAAGACUUAAUUUCUGGAAAUGUCCCCCAGAUGGGUUUAGGGUUGUGUAAAAAUGCAAAGAUGGAAUAAGAAUUUCGUUCGGACAGUUACUUACAAAGGUUUUGUGUUUUGUAGAAAAUUUGUUUCCACAGGGUAAAAAUAUAUAUAUAAAUAUAUAUAUAUAAAUAUAUAUAACCUUUUUGUGAAACUGGUUCCUAUUUUUCUCUAUGAUGUGCUGUGAUUUUUUUAAUUUAAUUACAUUUUAUAUGAGCUUAUUUAAUCACUGCUUUAAUUUAUGACUGCGUAGUUUUAAAAAUGUAUAUAGUAGAGGCAAAACGGCCGAGAUUUACGUUGCAAUCUUUGGUUCUCAGUGCUGAGACAAGCUGCGGGCAGGGGUCUCCUGCAGGGUGUGGCUUCGGCUCUCUCAGCAGGCACCUGGGCUUCCUGCCAGCGCCGCGUGAGCAGACCCAGCUCAUUUUUCUGUCACUCAGAGAGAGGCAUUAUCCAUGUUUUCCUCUAGGUUACUAAUUUUUAGGAAGAAAAUGAUUUCAGAGGCAAGACCCGAAAUUCCAGAGAACUGAGGACAUGUUUCUCGGUUCAAAUCCCCGGCAUUUGGGAGAUAGAUACUUUGGUUCUUUCUUGUUUUCUUUUAGCCAUUCUCACGGGUAUGAAAAGUAGAGACAAGCUAACUUGAAUUCGGAAAUCUGCUUACGUUUCCCCAAGUUUCUGACUGCUUCCGGGCGGGGCCUGGGGACCCAGCCCUUCCUGGGUAAAGUGGAGAACAACUGGUUGGGGGCCUUGGGAGGAAGCUGGGGCCGCUCGCGACUCGGGGCUCCUGCCAGAAGCAGCCAAGCACGGCUGCUUGGCCUCAGCGGGCAGUUCUGACUUCAGUGCUUCAAAGUCUCGCGGGCCUGUUGCUGCCCGCUGCUGCCCCUCCCUGCUGCCCCAGGCCCCCACGACCUCAGGGGCGGCGGCGGCGGAGCUGUGCUCCGUACGUCCCUCUCCCUGCCCUGCCCGCUGGAGAGAACCCUGGCAGCCCGGCGAGGCAGGCAAGCCCUGGUCUGCCUUCGCACGCAGUUCCUCAGGAGGGAGAGCCGGCCUGCUGCUCAGUUUCCUCGGCUGAAAUCAGUUGCUCGAGCCGCCUGCCGCCCACAGAGUGUAAAUAGCGCCCCACUCCCUGCCCGGUUCUCCCUCCCUUCUGCAGGUGUGCUUGGGGUGGGCGUAGGCCGCUGCUCAGAAGCCGCAUCUCCUUAGAACUUUCCGCUGUGUGCUGUGCUGGCGACACUGGUGAAGGCCUCGUGUCUCCGACGUGUGCAGUGCAGGGUGGCCCCCCCCAGCAGCGGGCGUGGGGGUCCCGCACGGAGCAGUGGCACCCACCAGGUCACCGCUUCUGUUCCCACGUUUGUCUGGAUCUCUUCGUGCUGUGUUCUGCAUUUGUGGCAUCAUCGCUGUAGACUCAUUUUAGAUUUGCCACCUGAACCAAGUGACGAGUAUAUUUUUAAAAAAUAAACUUUAAAACACCGUCUUCCGCUUGCUUUGGUAGUUGUCUUCCUAUGUCCCUGUAUUCAGUGUCCAGCCCGAGUCAGCCCGCCACCCCAGCCCCGCCCCUUCUCCCCGAGCCCAUUUCCAGCACACCUCUGACCUGAGCUAUUGUUUGAGUGUGACUCGCUUUCCCUGUUCAAGUUAGCUUGAUGGUUUAUGAUGUAAGGAGGGUGCCUAAGACAAUCAUCAGGUAAAAAAAUAAUAAUAAUAAUAACAAAAUAAAAAGAUAGUAGGAUAGAAAAAUCUUUCACGAGCAAAGGGAGUUCUUCCUUAGCAAUGAAAAACAUAAUAAAUAAUGAAUUAAAAACCUACCCAGGAGGGGCUUAGAAGACUUUUGAUAAAAGACAAACGUUGCUGUCGUUUUCUUUGUCAAUUAGGAAGCAGUGGUAGUUCCUACGUCGAAUCUGCGUUUCAGACGAAAUGAUUAUUGUACCCGUUACGGUUGUUCGCGGAUACUUUGUCCUGUCUGAUGCUUCUGUACGUUGGGGUGCAGCAGCGGGGCGUGCGGUGCUGGGCGCCCUCCAGCUUUGUUCCCAUAGCUCCUGUACCGCAUUGAGGUUUCUUUCCUUUGGUUUUGUUCUUUUUUUUAAGCUUCGCUACUGUCCUCGCUUUACGCCGUGCAAUAGCAUCUGCUGUGUUUGCUAAGCAAAAAAGAAAAAAAAGAAAAAAAAGCAAGUGAUGACCCAUCAUGCUUUUCAGUGUUAAAAUGUUUCAGCAUUUAUGUAGUC
Messenger RNA from Chinchilla lanigera (long-tailed chinchilla), 8363 nucleotides. It is a transcript of the gene Onecut1, whose product is annotated as one cut homeobox 1. The record is from RefSeq and is a predicted model, not a curated record. Bases 218 to 1615 code for a protein of 465 amino acids. NCBI's taxonomy places the organism in Eukaryota, Metazoa, Chordata, Mammalia, Rodentia, Chinchillidae. Gene Ontology annotation, molecular function: RNA polymerase II cis-regulatory region sequence-specific DNA binding; DNA-binding transcription factor activity, RNA polymerase II-specific. The transcript is spliced from 2 exons. Gene Ontology annotation, biological process: regulation of transcription by RNA polymerase II. Gene Ontology annotation, cellular component: nucleus.